UCACGUGACCUGCGAUAGUGAUAAUACGUUGUCUGCAAGUGCUCCUACAAUCUAGUAAAAUUCUGAAGUUUUGAAACCAGUCAAAAUUAAUUUUUUUACUUCAAGUGAAUCCUGGAGAAAUACGUAAUAGUGUUGAAUAAAAACAUUCAGAUAAACAUAGAGUUCUUAACAGUUAUGUGCUUUCUUUCCUGAGUGGAUUAUUAUAGGUUAAGAUGGAAACAGUUCAGGAGAGCAGUGUAAAUCUAAUCAAAAUAGCUAACAGUGGCUCCAUCUUGCCGUCACACAGUGUAGCUCAAAGCUUAAACACUACUAACUCAAACUUAAGUGAUAACAAAACGCCAAAUAAACAAGGACGUCCGCCUAAAUCGUUAUUAUUCACCUCAGAAGCUACGCUGAACAAUCGUAACAUGCUUGAAUAUCUCAAAAGGAAAAGAGAAGAUACAGCACUGGAUCUGGAACCUACAGAAGACACAGAAACUGCUUCUCAAGCUGCAAAACAACAAAAUAUGCUCCAACCGUCUCCCACCAAAGCUCAAGACACUCCGGUGUGCUUGGAGAAUAAAUCGACAGACGAAAUACUGAGAAUUCUCGUUGGCCAAAUCGGAGCUAUGAGAGAAGAAGCAAAAACCAACACGACUAGCCUCGAAAACCGAAUCCAGCAAAGUCAAUCUGAAAACCAAAAAUCGAUACAGGCACUGCGUAAAGAUUAUCCUGAGCUAAAAAGCACAUGGUCUGACAAAUGGACUAAAAUGCAAGAAAGACAAGCUAAACUGGAAGCUGAAAUAGCCGAGUUGAAGGCCGCUAAAACAAAUACUGAAUACACGAGGCUGGAGAAAGAGAAUAACUCAUGUAUUGAUGAGAUAAAUAGUAAAAUCAAAUGUUUGGAGGAUAUGACCGAAAUAUAUGAAAAAUCCUGGAGAAAACUUAAUAUUAUAGUCAAAAAUCAUAACUGGUCGAACUCUAACCUACUCAAACAAGCUCAAGAAUUUUUUAAUAGAAAUUUUAAUUUAAAUAACCCAGUAAGUAAAAUAAAACCGCUGGACAGAAACUUUAAAAUUUUAAGGAUUAAACUAGCCGAUGAAAAUACUAAAGCGAUAAUAUUAAAAAAUAAAGCCCUAAAUCUGAAGGAAUCCAAAAUAUCUAUUAUGCAAGACCUAACCAAACGCGAACUGCAAACUUUCAAAAAAUUACAACAGGUUGCUAGAAAACAAAAAGAGCUAGGUAAAAAGAUCAAGCUAAAAGGCCUGCAAUUGAGAAUCGAAGAUACUUGAUACAACUGGAAUUCCAACACCUCUACAAUAACACCAGUCAAAAACAAGCUGAAAUUCAUUGCAAACGAUAACUCUUACGCUACAAAUGCUCAAAUUAACCAUCAAGCUAGCUCUAAUCCAAAAAACGCAUAAGAACCAUAGCAUGGAACGUUAGGGGAAUCCAAAAUCUAUGGGAGGCAGAUAACUUAGUAGGUACAGAUAUCAUUUGUGCAUGUGAGACAUGGACAACUCACGCCAAUGAGCUACCACCCAACUGAAAUAAAUACUCUGCAUUAUGGUCACCAGCAAUUAAAGAAAAGAGUACAGUUCAUGCUAGUGGAGGUAUAAUAAUAUUAGUCAAAAAACCUAUUAAAAUCAAAGAGAUUUUCUCUUCAGAUAGUUGGAUAUUUGCACACAUCACAGCUGGAUCCUCUAUGUUUAUUCUUGCAAGUGUAUACAUCCGCCCCAGGCGAGAUAUGAAGACUUCCAUGGACCUGCUACAGGAUUCAAUAAGCGAUAUCGACCAACUUUAUAGAAACCUCCCGAUGCUACUAGUAGGUGACUUCAACGCUAGAUUAGGUGUUUUGUCACCUAUCCAAGAGGAACUAGUCACAAAUACUAAUAUAUAUGCAAUAAGAGAAGUUAGUGAUGAAGAAAUUUAUACAAGAGGCCGGAUCCUGGACAA
Cotesia glomerata is the source of this 1935-nucleotide messenger RNA. Its product is annotated as early endosome antigen 1-like. The transcript has a single exon. The record is from RefSeq and is a predicted model, not a curated record. Lineage: Eukaryota; Metazoa; Arthropoda; Insecta; Hymenoptera; Braconidae. Bases 213 to 1271 code for a protein of 352 amino acids.